Molecule: messenger RNA, 4943 nt
Organism: Stegostoma tigrinum
Lineage: Eukaryota; Metazoa; Chordata; Chondrichthyes; Orectolobiformes; Stegostomatidae
Gene: fgf12a
Product: fibroblast growth factor 12a
Exons: 5
Coding region: 597-1331 (244 amino acids)
Biological process (GO): fibroblast growth factor receptor signaling pathway; cell differentiation; animal organ morphogenesis
Cellular component (GO): cytoplasm
Molecular function (GO): growth factor activity; fibroblast growth factor receptor binding
Source: RefSeq, a predicted model, not a curated record
AGGACGAGAAGUUCCAGCUCGGGCUGAUCACUGGGAACAGGAGCUGGAGGAGGGUGGGUCAGUUGCGGGGGGUGUUCCGAGAGAGAUGGUCUGGUUAAGAAGUGCCUGGGAGACUGUGCGAAACCGUAUAGAAUCAGCGUGCUCGCCGUCCCGCCGCUGUUUAAACCCGAACUGCUAGAAGCAAGGACAGCUGAGAGCAGAGCCACGAGCUUGGACUUGCCUUUUUGCCUGGAAUUAACAGCGACGUUUACCUACUGGACUUUUCACAGGGAGAGAGAGAGCGGGGCACUUUUUCUGUCUUGUCUUCAAGGGAAGUCCGUGUGAAGCUUAGAACAGGAGCGCCUCAAAGCUGGGAUCUUCCUAUUCUUCAGCCCGCUCCUUGCUUAGGGGUCGAGGAUGUCCCUGGUGUCCGGGGGGAGGGAGCUGGGAGAUCCCUGAUGUUUUGACUUGACCCCCUCCUCCCAGCUUUCGUUUUCUUUGAAGAGGGCAGCUUGCCUUCUCGAUGUUCUGUUAAUUUGCACUCUUGACCCGGGCUUGAUUCUGUUCUCGUAAUUCCCCCCCUCUCUCUGGUGAAUGCUGCCCCCCCAGGCUGGGAUAUGGCAGCUGCUCUUGCCAGCUCCCUGAUCCGGCAGAAGCGGCAGGCGAGAGAGAACAACACCGACCGAGUGUCAGCAACCAAGCGGAGGAGCAGCCCCAACAAAGCCAAGAAGUCCUUGUGUGAGAGACACGGCCUCGGGGUCUUCUCCAAAGUCAGGUUCUGUAGUGGCAAAAAGAGACCAGUCAGGAAGAGAGCAGACCCCCAGCUGAAAGGUAUAGUGACGAGGUUAUUCAGCCAGCAAGGCUUCUACCUGCAGAUGCAACCUGAUGGAACCAUCGAUGGCACUAAGGAUGAGAACAGUAACUACACCCUCUUUAACCUGAUUCCUGUGGGAUUGCGGGUGGUGGCGAUUCAAGGCGUGAAGUCUGGUCUCUAUGUGGCCAUGAACGGGGAAGGUCUCCUCUACAACUCAGAACUUUUCACGGCAGAGUGCAAGUUCAAAGAGUCGGUCUUUGAAAACUAUUAUGUCAUCUACUCCUCAACUCUAUACCGGCAGCAGGAGUCAGGUCGAGCCUGGUUCCUGGGACUCAACAAGGAUGGCCAGGUCAUGAAGGGGAACCGUGUAAAGAAAACCAAGCCAUCCUCCCAUUUUCUACCAAAACCAAUCGAAGUUUGCAUGUAUAGAGAGCCAUCGCUGCAUGAAAUUGGAGACAAAGCUGGACGCUCACGGAAGAGUUCAGGAACGCCAACCAUGAAUGGAGGCAAGGUAGUCAACCAGGAGGAGUCCACAUAGCAGGAACAAGGCCCCAGGAAGCUGAAUCGGAUCCAUAUGCACAACUUACAAGAAUUAAACGAAAAAGAAUUUAAUUAGAAAGAACAAAAAAUCCACGUGAGGAUUUUUUGAACAUGCAAUCCUAUAGAUGAACUGGUGAAGCCAUUGCCUGAAAGAACAAAGAAACAUUAAAUCAGGACUUGAUUUUCAUUCUGUUUCCUCUUAUGCAAAACUCUCAACUCUGUGGUAAACUCAUCUACAAAACAUUAAAUAAAGGAAAAAAAAAGAAACUUAAAUUACCCUACACUUUUGAGAUUUGAAACAAAUAUCCCUCAAAAUCCAAGGCUUUUCUUGCUUCUCAACUGUUGAAAACCUUAAAACUGAAGAGAGGAUUUUGUUUAGCAAUCACCAAGUAUCAUGUGAGGAGUGAACGCAUCACAGUUCAUUCAGACAGCAGAUACAGGACUCUAUGUUCUGAUGGUGUCAGCCACACCUUAACUGGGCCCCAACCAACUCUUGUCAGGAUCCAGAACUCGCCAUGCCAUCUUAGUGCCGUGCCAGUACUAGACAAGGAAAGGACACCUGGUCAAACAUAAGGAUGAUGUCCAACUCUUAUUGGGUAUGACGGCUGCCACGUCUUUUGGCUGGGUGGACAGUUGGCCUCUGGGAAUUAAACUGCAUUUCAUUCAACUUCCUCAACCCUCAAUCCCAUCCCCACCAUGGAAGUCCACACCCAUUUCCAAGCCCUUCUGAAAGUAGGCUAGCCUCAUCCUUUGAGGGUAGAACAUAGUAGGAACCCAAUCUGUGUACGCUGGGCCCAUUUGUGUUGAAUGAUCUUAAUCUGCAGAAUUCUGGUCACCACCUUUCAAGACUUUCCUAACAGCAUUGUGGGUGUACCUGUAUCCCACAGCCUGCGGAGGUUCAAGAACACAGCUCCCUGCUGCCUUAUCGUGGGGCAGUUAGGGAUGAGCAAUAAAUACUGGCCCUUGCCAGCAACACCCACAUCCCAUGAAAUAAUUUUUAAAAACCCCACAGUGAGAUCAUGUUGAAUUUUAUACCCUUGAACAGAUCGCAGGUCACUAGUUCGAUGGUUUGUGUUUUACGACUAUUUUGUUCUGCCAUAUUCAGGAUUGCUGAUGUUCCCAAAACAUUUGAGUUGCACUGAAUGUCUGGAUGGACUUGGAUUGCUAAGACAAGUCACAAGCCCAGCUACGCAUUUUCACUCUAUUGGCUGCACGUGUGGUAUCAUAUUUCUGCUGCUGCAAGAUUCCACAUCAACACUGCAGCUUCAACAUGCAUUUUCACCCACCAACUAGGCUUAAUGCUUUAAUUAAACUGGAGGCUUGGUUGGCACAAGGAGUGCAGGAUCAGCAGUGACAACUGGUGCACACCAACAGUCAUUACAAAUAAGGCAAAAAGAUGCAAUUAAUAUGAAUAUGUUGUCCACAGAACCAUGAUUUUGACUAGCUCCUUCAGAAGCCCAUAACUUGAUAGAUAUAUAUUUUACACCAACAAUAAUGCCUUGCAUUUAUAUAACCCCUCUUGGGUCUAAUCAGCAAGUCAAAAAAAAGAUUGGCAUUAGGUCAGGAGACUAAAAUCUUGUUGAAAAUGGAAAGGUUUAAAGAGAAAGGAGAGGCAGUGAGACAAAGAGGUUUAAUAAAGGAAUUCCAGUGGUCGAAACUUUGGUAACUUGAAUUGGAGCAGCACGCAUACAUCUGUGGUGGAGUGGUUGGAGGUUGCUUUGUUGGGCAGACAGGAAAGAAUAAAGUUACAAGAGGGGUUUUGUAAACAAGCAUCAGCCCCUAAUACAGAGUGAGCUGCUGCUUGACUGAGAAACAGUGUAGGUCAGUAAACAGAGAUACAAUAGUUGCAAUGGCAUGGUGGAAGCUAGGACAUUGCAACAGGAUUUUUUAAUGUUCUCAAAUUUACAGAGGGUACAACUUUCAGGAUGCCAGUGAAAAGUUCCUUGGAAUCAUCAAGACUAUUGGUGAUUAAGUUAUAGAUGAGGGUUGAUGAAAAAGUCAGAAGUAGUGUCAGAGUGAUGUUGUGGAGGUAGAGAUAGUUUUUAGUGAUAGAUCAGAUAUGUAGUUGGUAGUUCAUUUCAGGGUCAGUAGCAGCAUCAAGCUUGAGCACACUCUCGGUUAGCGCAAGACAGUUGCCAGGAGGAGGGAUGGAGCUGAUGACUUGAGAAUGGAAUUUGUGCUGAAGAUCAAUGAGAAUGGCUUUAUCCUCCAAGUUUUAAGUUGGAUCAUUAUGUCAACUCAUUUGUCACUAGAUGUUAGACAAGCAACAUGACUAACCAGAGGCAAUGGUGAGGCUGUAAGAGGAAGAGCUAGAUGUUAUCUGAAUGUAUGUGUAAUCUGAUGCAGUGCUUUAAUAGGAUAUUGCGCAGAUAUGUAGGAAAUGCUAUGGUCAAAUUACUCACAGCAAGAUCCAACAAGCAGCAAUGUGAUAAAUGACCCAAUAAUCUCUUUCAGUGUUGUUGCUCUGGAAUAACUUAAAAGUUACGAAAGAUGCUACAGAAAUGCAGCCUUCCUGCUUAUACAUGUCCAGGGCCCAGGGCUUCAUUGUAAUGUUGGGAACCAAGGAGAAAAUGAGUGCACUAUUUAAUUUCUCAGUAUCUCUUAACCUUUCUCCACAGCUGUAGCCAUUAAUAAAUAUGUGGUGCGAAGCUUAUGAUACCACUCUGCAAAUGUUAAUUAAAUCCUUGAACUGUGGUUUCCCUGAUGGCAUUCAGAAGAUGCGUGCACUAUUAAUGCAGCAUUGUGUACCGGAUAAUGUAAUGCAAGCUGUGCAUUUCCUGCCAUAAACUGCUGGCAUCUUCCUGCUAAUCUUGCAGUGCCGGUUUUACAGUUACAGACUAUGAGUGCCUCCUGAACAAGUACCCUAUAUGUUGUGUGAUCAACUGCCAUUACAGGGCAGCUAACCGCACCAUCUGUAAAAUUGAAAUGCUGGGAGAUGGGCUGAAAUGAAACUCAGGACUUCUGAUUGUUCAUGUUUAGACUAGCAGAUACCCAAGAAUGAGUUACAGGUUGGAAUCUAAUCAAGGGGUGCGGAUGGUUUAUAUGAUAAUAUAAUAUGAGUGAGUCGACAGCUAAUUUGAGGGGUUUGAGCGGUUUUAUGUUAUGUAACUGGUAGCCAGAAUGAGCUACAGUUUUGAACAUAAUUGAGAGCUUUAGGUAACUUAUAAAUAGAAUAAUAGGUGUCUGGCUGUGAAUUGCAAGCAGGAAUUGAGUUGAAUAGUUCAGAAAGUUUAUAGAAUAGGACAUAUUCUGGAAUAAGUUAAUUGCUGGAAACUAAUUUAAGGUUUCAGACAGUUUUAUAUAUAAUAGAGAUAUCCAGGAGUCAUUUGCUCACUGGAAACUAAUUGUGGGGUUGAGUUAUUUUUUUGUAUAGAACAAUGGAGAUUGUGAACUGCAGUUAACAGGCUAUUUCAAAGACAAGCUAUCAGAUCCCUGAAUUAGAUAAAAGCUGCAAACACUUGCCAUGUCUCUUUCACUUUGAUGCUUAAAUAGUUGGUUUGGGGAGCAGAAUGUUUGAAUAACUGAAUGGUUUUGCAUGGCAGUUGAAAUAUUUCCAGUAUCUUAUUCUUUAUUAACUACAAAAAAACACAAUAAAUGUUCUUUUAAUAAA